Messenger RNA from Drosophila gunungcola (fruit fly), 900 nucleotides. RefSeq names its product peroxisomal membrane protein 11C. Gene Ontology annotation, biological process: peroxisome fission. Gene Ontology annotation, cellular component: peroxisomal membrane. The record is from RefSeq and is a predicted model, not a curated record. Lineage: Eukaryota; Metazoa; Arthropoda; Insecta; Diptera; Drosophilidae. The coding region runs from base 189 to 833 and encodes 214 amino acids. The transcript has a single exon.
GGAAUGGAAAAAGAUUGAGAAGACGAGAGCGAACCGGAAAUCGUAACCAGAGAACGCAAUGCAAUCGACUAUUUGAAAAAUCCGCGCACUGUUAUCGACAUUGGGGUAUAUAAUGGCUAGCCUCGCUGCAUUUCAGUUUAAUUAACAACCUCACUUAAAGCAUUUCAAAGCCAUCUCGCUUAACCAUUAUGUCAAAAUUUGUAAGCGAGAUUUGUGGUCUCAUCGAUUCUUAUGGCGGUCGCGAUGUCCUGAUGGAGGCGCUGUGCCAAAGUGCCAAGUUGGUGACAGGAUAUCAUGCGAAGAGAAAUUCAGCGCUGGCCCAAAAAUGUGACACCAUCAGCUCGAAAAUCUCGGGAGCCAGGUCCACUCUGCGCCUGAUCGACGACCUCCCCGUGGUACAGUACACCCUGGAGUACGGAUUGGGCGAGGGUGAACCCGAUCGUAUUACAGCCCUACUGGCGGUGAUGUCCAACGCGGUGGACGUGAUUUUCUAUCCCAUCGAAAUUAUCUGCUGGCUGGCCAAGAACAAAGUGCUGGAUUUGAGAAACAAAAAAACCUGGAGCUAUGUCAGCUUCAUCUUCAGUGUCCUCUCUGUGUACCUGAACCUCGUGAGGACAUUGCGCACUUUCUCGAAGAAUCGGGACAAGCUGAACCGCCAGGAUGUGGUGUCCUUCGCUCGCAUCUCCCUCGAUCUUGUCCAUGCCAUCAGUAUUCUGCCCAGAGGUUACUUGUGGAGCGGCAAGUUGUCAACCCUUCAAUUGGGGGCCAUCGGAAUCCUCUCAGUGGGACUGGGAAUCUACCAGAUCUUGGCCAAGAAAAGACUGAACCUUUAGGUGCUCCUAUUAAUGUGCUCGAAUUUUAUAAGCAGAAUUUUAAAAUAGUCAAUUAUGUUCGCCUAGG